GACAAUAAUGGUUACCGCGAGGCGAGAUCUCGAAAUCAUUUCUAACGGGUAAUCGUUAUUCAAAAUAUCUUGGCUAUCUUCUUUCUCAUUGCUUUAUUCUCUCUUAAAACAACCAUUUCUUUUUCUUUUGUUUCAGCACAUCACAUCUUGUCAAGCUAGUUUCGUCAAAUUUUCAAGCCAUGGAUGCCUUUACUCCAGCACAGACGACUGAGCUCGUCUCGCGCAUCGGUGCCAAAAAAGCCCGUAUGAGAAUUGAUAAAAUGUUCAUCAACUCUUUUAUGGGAGGAUGUCUCAUUUCUUUUGGAUGCGCUCUCUCUCUCUCCACCAGUUCUUCCCCGUGGUUUCAAACAAAUGCUCCAGGUCUCAUCCGUACCAUCUCUGCGAUGGUCUUCCCUGUUGGAUUGAUCAUGGUUGUCCUUACGGGAGCCGAUCUGUUCACAAGUUAUUGCAUGUACAGUGUGGUCGCUUUAUUGCAUAGACGUUGUAGCCUUUUGGAUUUGUUGAAGACUUGGUUUGUCAGUUUCUUCGGAAAUUUGGCAGGAGCUUUGUUUUUAAUGGCUGUCCUUACUGGUUAUGGCGGCACAUUCGAAUCUGGAGCAUACAAAGAGGAAGCUAUUGCAUUUGCAAAGGGAAAAGCAGUCACGCCAGAAUGGCAUCAGAUUUUCCUCAAGGCAAUUAUGUGCAAUUGGCUCGUCUGUAUGGCCGUAUUUCUCGCCAUCUCCUCCCGCGAAGUCCUCUCUAAAAUCGUCGCCAUCUGGUUUCCUGUAAUGUGCUUCGUCGGUUUGGGAACCGAUCACGUUAUUGCCAAUAUGUACUUCAUCCCCCUCGCCAUCUUCCUUGGAGCACCUGCUCCUCUUACAGUAAACUACUAUAUCUGGAAAUCAAUGAUCCCAUCUCUCCUCGGCAACAUCGUCGGCGGCGGAGUUUUCUGCGGUGGUGUAUACUGGUAUCUUUUCCUCGCACAUGAAACUGUCCCCAUCCAUUUCGAUACUAUCGAUGCGAACACCGCGGUUUACGAACAAGGCGGUCCAAUUCAAAGACAAGUUACAAUUGAGGGAGCAGGAACAGGUUAUGGGCAUGCCCAUAACCCUGAGGUGGUUCCAAACUCGGGAAAUAACGCAAGAAGUGGAAUUGCCAAGGAAUUGCAUCUUGGUGCAGUUGAGAGUUUAGGGAGGAAAAAGGAGGGGAGUGAAGGAAGCAGUGGAAGUGUUUAAUUAGAGACAGUGUCUGAACAGGAAUUCCGGACGAGCGAAAUGAAACCUAGUACGCUAAAGACUGGGCUUAAAAAGGAGAAGGAACUGGUUGCGAUGCGGCGAUACCAUGCAUUUUUUGAUACACGGCGGGACCUGUAGGUGGUGCGCCUUUGCAUAUGAUUUGAAGAUCUUGCUAUUCUGUGUAUAUUUCACUCAUUUUUAACUAUUAUACGUAUAAUGAUAUCAUAAAUUUCUAUUUACAAAUAAUUGA
This is a messenger RNA of Botrytis cinerea B05.10, 1464 nucleotides long. RefSeq lists its product as hypothetical. NCBI's taxonomy places the organism in Eukaryota, Fungi, Ascomycota, Leotiomycetes, Helotiales, Sclerotiniaceae. Gene Ontology annotation, cellular component: membrane. The record is from RefSeq and is a predicted model, not a curated record. Bases 180 to 1214 code for a protein of 344 amino acids. The transcript has 5 exons. Gene Ontology annotation, biological process: nitrite transport; transmembrane transport. Gene Ontology annotation, molecular function: high-affinity secondary active nitrite transmembrane transporter activity.